Messenger RNA from Clupea harengus (Atlantic herring), 812 nucleotides. RefSeq names its product protein chibby homolog 1-like. The record is from RefSeq and is a predicted model, not a curated record. Lineage: Eukaryota; Metazoa; Chordata; Actinopteri; Clupeiformes; Clupeidae.
CAUGAUGAAUAGCGGACACAGAAAGUGUUAGCAAACUUGGCAGUUGGUAGUAAGUAGUUACUGUAUGUGCCCGUUAUCCGCAGAACAGCAUUCAUUCGAUAUUCUUUACCAGAUGUCAUGGCUUCAUCUUAUGGACUUGUGACACAUAGCAGAAACUUAUAUUCAGUCUUAAGUCACCUUUAACCUUGGUAAGGCAGAGCAGAGACAACUGUAUGUAAGAAGAGACUACUGCUACACUCACACACACACACACACUCUCACACACACGCACACACACACACACAUACACAGGACCACGUCCAUCACAGCACAGCCAAUCAGGACCACAGAAAAUGUUCACGUUAAAAAUGAUGGCCACUCCCUCGUACCCGUCCUACAGCACCGGCCUGUUCACUGAUGUCUGGAACCCCAAGAAGAGUCCGGUCCGCCUUGUCGAGCCCACCUGGCCCGCGCCCCUCGACUACGACACGCAGUGCAUCACUCCCACACUCACCCUGGCAGGCCAGACCCUUACCUUCGCAGAUGGGCACUGGGCUGAGGAUACUGCAGCCUCCGACACAAACUCUAGAGCCACCCCUAGGGGGAGCUCUAACAAGAGGCCUGAGGCCAGCUCUGAGGUCCAACGCCUUAAGAAGAAGGUUUGUGACCUGGAGGAGGAGAAUAACGCCCUGAAGCUGCGUGUGGAGGUUCUGCUGGACAUGCUGACGGAGGCCAUGGCAGAGGUCUUUGUGCUCGAGUACACCCUCAAAGAUUUAGACGAGGCCCUAGAAAAGAGGGAGAAGAAAAGACAAGAAAUCUUCCAAUAAACCGGG